AUGAGUGUACAGUCUGAGCUCGAUGAUCGCGUUCCAGAAGUCUAUAACAAAAUAAUAACAGCAGAGUAUAAAGCAUUACUUCAGAAGGCGCUACUGAGAGAAUGCACGAGAAUUUUACAAGAGAUACCGCCGGAGAGAGAGUAUCCUUAUUGGGACGUCUAUGUGGGUUUCAUGAUUGGCCCAAAAACUGCAUUGAAGAUUGCUGAAGAAUACAUCGACAGCGCGCUUGCAAGUUGCCACGCAACACAUCCUUCAUUACCUAUCGAUCCUUCACUCCCCGCGCACAUUGAGAACAAGUGCGGGUUUUUACGUACUGCUGUCGGGUUGUAUGCUAUUGUUGCGCAUGUUAAACAUCACGUGGGUGACUACGAAACAAGCAAUCACAGUUUACACCUAUUACAGACUCACUUUGCUCGCUCAGCGUUCACUCCCCGAACACAAUCUGAACUGCUUUAUGGUCGUGCUGGAUUGUUGUACGCUUUGAAAUAUACAGCACCUCUUUUUUCGAGUUUUUCGGAUAAUUUCAAAUUGCCGAGUAAUCCGGUUCCGAGUGCGGAAAGCUCGCAUCAUUCUCAUCGUAUUCUACGAAAUAAUGACAAACGCCCAACGACCGAAUACUCUUCAGACAAAAUCAACCAGAUAAUUUCUUCAAUCUUUGAUGCGAUAAUUGAAAACGGUUCACGCACCGCCUCUGACUCUGGUCUUUCCGCCAAAACUCCGCUCAUUUGGAAAUGGCACGAAACUUUCUACCUUGGCGCCGCACAUGGUGCUGCGGGAAUUCUAACCGUUCUGCUCUCGUUUCCUGACAAAGUUUGCGAAUACAGGGAUAUUAUCAAGAGAGCGAUAGAUUUUGUUCUGUUCGAGACAAGAGGAGAAAAUGGCAACUGGAUGAGUAGCUUAGAUAGAGGGAAAACUGAUUUGGUGCAAUUUUGCCAUGGAGCUCCCGGAAUUGCUUUUCUUGCUUGUAGGGCGUAUGAGGUGUUUAAAGAAGCUAGAUAUCUAGAAAUAGCCGCCGAAGCUGCCAUGUUUGUGCACGAUUAUGGAAUCCUUCGUAAAGGCGUUGGUCUUUGUCAUGGCGUAUCUGGAAACGCUUACGUUUUCCUCAUACUUUUCAAAAUCACCAACGAAAGAAAAUAUCUAGAAUGGACUGUUGAGUUUAUGGACGCGUGCUUACAAUGGGAACAGUUAACCAAGGAAGGACAAUUUCGCGUGCCGGAUCGUCCGUGGUCUGUUUGGGAAGGUUUGGGAGGGGCUGUCUGGUACGUGUUUUCUGUUUGGUGA
Molecule: messenger RNA, 1281 nt
Organism: Paraglomus brasilianum
Lineage: Eukaryota; Fungi; Glomeromycota; Glomeromycetes; Paraglomerales; Paraglomeraceae
Source: the annotation of a GenBank genome assembly